Messenger RNA from Orbicella faveolata, 1463 nucleotides. RefSeq lists its product as uncharacterized. Gene Ontology annotation, molecular function: protein binding. The record is from RefSeq and is a predicted model, not a curated record. NCBI's taxonomy places the organism in Eukaryota, Metazoa, Cnidaria, Anthozoa, Scleractinia, Merulinidae.
GCAAACCGUGAGGUAGCCCCUUUAAUGUGCGUGGGGUCUAAAAUUGUGGUCAAAUCACCUAGGGAAAAAUAGAUUGUAUUGUACUCUAACUGCAUAGAGGAGCACGAGUAAGGCGACAUCUUUUGACGCUAUGUUAGUUCUCAUUUUGGUUUCUCUUUUUUCACAGCUGCUAUUGUCUACAAGUUACUUUUGGCGAAAUUAUUUGAAUCAUUACUUUGACUUCAACGACGAAGACGACGAAAGACUGACUGGCAUGCUUCACGAGCUUGGGAGUUCGUGGUUCUUUGGUUGGGGCCACGGAGUGGUGCAGGGUUUAUCCGAGGGAGAUUUGUUUGAAGAGCUCCCUAGGAGAUGGAAAUCCGGUGUUAUCCAUCCGGUCGGCCCGGAUGUUCGUAACAAAGUCCAGGAUUAUAAAGCCAUGUACGAAGCGCUUUAUCAGCUACAGAAACUUCAGGACGAAGUGAAUGAACGAGAAAUUGUCUACAUUGGUGCUUCACAGAACAGCGGUGAAUGUCCGGUCGAUACGCUGUUAUUUCACUGGGAAAACGACAAGUUACCGUCGCAAGAAGAAGUCAUGGAAAUAUUCCACUUCAACACAAAUCUUCAGUUAGAUAUCCGCUAUGAGAGGUCAGAGAAAAACUUCGCAGAGGAAAACGAACUCGAUAGAGUCUUUAAAUGCCGACGACAGUUGCCAAGCGAAAGCAGUUUCUACGAAACGUUACCCAAAGUGUUGGACGGGUUCAUCAAAGUUCAUGUGGACUAUCAAGGUCGUUCCCAAACCUUCAGACCGUGCCCGGUGUUCAUUCUCACCCAGCUCUCUCCCGGUUGGUGUGGAGGUGUUUUGACAGGAGUCUGGUAACAAGAAUGAUGUCAUGGGCCGUUGGUUCCUAAGGACAAACGAUCGGAUCCCGUAUGGGGUGGAUGACGGGCCGGGAAAUUGUUGACAGUCAUGUAUCCCCACGGGAAAUCUUACGCGAAGUCCGUGCUAACCGAUUUUUCCUCCGACCACAAAGUACAGGAAUGGAGAUUAAAAUAUCCCUAGUCAGCUCAGCGUGGCGAGGAAAUUCUUGUUCACUUUGGGUAGAAUGUUAGUGCGUUCGUGUCACUCUCUGCAGUAGCCGAAAAUUUGGACCGUCACAUAACGUUCUCUCAAACGUUGCGUGACCCCCAAGUAACGCGUUACGUUGGAGGAGACGACAUCAUCGUUACGUUACGAGUGUCGCGUAAUUACUUAGUUGUUUACUGAUAUAAGUUCAGUUACCAAGCGAUCGAAGACGUGUCCGUUUCAAGUAAUAAUAUUGUGUUCCUAAAAGAAAAUGCACGUUAUCCAGUAAUAUAUCACGAGAGGAGCAUAAACUGUUUGGAUAUUGCAUUAAAUCGACGCCUGCAGAGAGGGUGUUAAAAUGUAAAAUACAAUAUAUUGCGAGUUAAAAAGCUUUGAAUAAAAAGAUUUUUAGGAAGAA